This is a messenger RNA of Yamadazyma tenuis ATCC 10573, 818 nucleotides long. NCBI's taxonomy places the organism in Eukaryota, Fungi, Ascomycota, Pichiomycetes, Serinales, Debaryomycetaceae. The record is from RefSeq and is a predicted model, not a curated record.
GACUUUCACUGAUUUCAUUUGGCUGUCCGUGUGAGAGAUAAUGGCGUAAUGAAAACAGUGUUUUCAUUCAACCCCCCAUUACAAAUGGCGGUGUAGCCCAAGUAAUUUCGACCUUCUUGUUGGAAUUUUUUACGGGUCCUAUUCCUCUUUUUCAUCCUCCUCGUUACAUAUAUUUGAACCGUCUCCCCCAUCUUUUGGCGGCGACGUAUUGAAUUUAAUACGUAUAUACUACAAGAAAUUGUCCGUUUACUCGAUUAUUAAUGACCAACUGAGCCUGUUUUAAUUGACUAUGUUGCUGGCUAAUAUGGCGCACUAUAAAUGUUAAGGAGUCGUCACGCUGUAAUUUUCUCACUUAAUCAAGAUGGAGUACUUCUUUAGAUAUGAACAGGGGGACUCUCCUGUAACUGAUGAAGCAGGAAACUUAAUUGUAGAUGACAUUGACAUGGAGGACUGUGUUCCCCUCGAAUCUCUUUGUACAUUGAGUAUCUACCGGGAAGCCGAACGUAAUCGUGCUUCUGCGAUUGUUCCAAAACUCCUUUGACAAGAGCAGAAAACAAAACUGUUCUCGGGGCUAUUUCUUAGUCCGUUUCCCGUCAAUGUGCCCCCUAUUCGGUUUUGAAGCUUAAUAAAAACACGAAGGUCGUCAUUAAAAAACAGAUAGGGAUACCUACGUUCUCAUGAUUGAUCGUUAAAGCGCAUCCUCCAACCACGAGUGCUGCAUUCAAUCUGGUAAGAGCAUACAGUAUUCUGAGAGCACUCACAGCUGUCAGCAACAAGAAAAAUGAAAUUAUUAAGUUUGUCAAUUUCAUGCGAGCUAC